This is a messenger RNA of Sorghum bicolor (sorghum), 1954 nucleotides long. RefSeq lists its product as uncharacterized. The record is from RefSeq and is a predicted model, not a curated record. The coding region runs from base 1 to 1701 and encodes 566 amino acids. NCBI's taxonomy places the organism in Eukaryota, Viridiplantae, Streptophyta, Magnoliopsida, Poales, Poaceae. The transcript has 4 exons. Gene Ontology annotation, molecular function: protein binding.
AUGGACGGGGUGAGGAAUUACGGUAUUCAGCGGUUCCAUCUGGAUCCCCACGAUGGGAAACUUCACAGCACGCAGGAAACUCUUCUCUGCGCGCGGGAAGGAUUGCGGUGGCAGCUCGUCCCUCUCCUCUCCCAAAAAAAACCUGCCAUCACUUUCUUCCAUGGAGAUGAGGUCGCCGCCAAGCGCGCUUGCUCCACCACCGUGGGGGACCGAAUCAGCGCGCUCCCCGACGAACUUCUGCUCAUCAUCCUCCUCUUCCUCAGCAACGCCGCAGACGCAGCUCGGACCAGCGUCCUCUCCCGGCGCUGGCGCGCCGUGUGGACACUCCUCCCGGAUCUCCGCGUCCCCUUCUUCCCCGAGCCCCUCAGCUUCCGCCGCGCACUCACUGCGAGUCAACUGCCCCUCCACUACCUCCGCCUCGAGGGCGACCGCGCCAUUGCUGAGUCCCUGGCGAUCUGGCUCCCCGCCGCGGCGCGCCGGCUCUCCGGCACCCUGUUCUUCUUGAACCAUGCGCCGGAUCCCAAAGAUAUGCCGGCGUUGUCGAGGUUGAACAAGUGGACGAGCAAUAGGACAAGAGGAGGCUUCUUUGAGAUGCCCUGCUUCGAGAACGCCGCUGAGAUCAUCCUCAACCUAGGGUUCCUCCGCGUCCAGAUGCCAUCCGGCGGCGUGUUCGUCCAGCUCACCGUCCUCGUCCUAGAACGCGUCUGGUUCUGCCGCCCGUGCAACCUCGGCGCCGCCGUCUCCUCGCCACGCUGCCCCCGCUUGCAGGUCCUCAGGGUCUGCAACACCCGUGGGCUGUUCAGCCUCGACAUAAAUUCUGAAUCUCUCCUGGAACUAGAGCUCAACAACAUUGUUGCCUUGUAUAGUCACAGCAUAGAAGCGGCGGUGCUCAAGAAAUUAACUGUAAUGAACUGCUUCUGCCGAAUCGACAAGAAUUUUGCCACUAUUUCAGCACCUCAGCUUGUGUUUCUCAGCUGGGGAAAUCCGCUGGGUCAGCAGAAGUUUCUCAGCCUCGGCCAGAUGCCACAUCUCCAGUCCAUUGGGGAGUUCUCAUAUUUGGUAUAUACAGACCAAAGUUCAAAAAUAGUAUAUACAGACCAAGGACCAAUUGGCAUUCCAGACAACUCAGCUUUUAUGGAGCUCUUGCAGCGCUUUAAGUUUAAGGCCAUCGAAUCUCUUGCUCUGGCUCUGAUCUACACGAGUGAUCUAGAAAACUGUCAAUACAUGAUGGAAGACAUGAAAGUGUUUCCUGACCCUGCAAUUCUGUACCUAAGUGUACUUGCACAUGGGCAUUCCUUUGGGGCCAGCUCAUUCCAUGUUUUCAGGAGGUGUCUUGGAAUAAAAAGGCUGGUGUUGGUAUUAUUAGACAAUGCUGUUAGUUCAGAGGCACAAACUGAUGAUCCAUGCCCACCGGAUUGUGUUUGUGAUGAACAAAACAACUGGAAAACCGAGGAACUUUUGUUGAUUAACCUGCAAGAAAUAGAAAUCCAACUAUUGGGAGGAUUCGAACACGAAGUUUCUUUUGUGAAGCGACUCUUGAAUUGGGCGACAGCACUGAACAAGGUGACAGUAACUUUAAGCUCAUCAACAACUGAAAACGAUGCCAAGGAGUUGUUCCAGAUGUUCAAAAGCCUCUCUAAGCCAGAAGUAUGCAUCAAAUUGAUGUAUCAUAACCAUAAGGAGGUGUUAUAUGCAACCUGAAGUGUAUCACAACUUUAAUCUUCUGUUCGUGGGAUAUGAACCAUGGAAGGAAUAUGAAUAAAAAUAUUCAUGUAUCAACACUUUUGUAAUUUAUUUUUUGGUACCAUCUGUGGUGAAUACGAUAUGACAAUGCUAGGAGAUCAUUGAAGAAAGUUAAAUCCAUUGUGUUCUAUUCUGAUCAUUCCAUGUUUUGUUUUUGCAACUCAAAAUCUAUUAUAUUUUCAAGAUAGAGAGGUGGUAUUCUCUAGUCUUG